This is a messenger RNA of Chenopodium quinoa (quinoa), 1068 nucleotides long. RefSeq names its product protein yippee-like At4g27745. Bases 439 to 759 code for a protein of 106 amino acids. Lineage: Eukaryota; Viridiplantae; Streptophyta; Magnoliopsida; Caryophyllales; Amaranthaceae. The transcript has 4 exons. The record is from RefSeq and is a predicted model, not a curated record.
UCGGAUUAAACAUCAAAUCUCAUGUCCAAAUUCCGAAAAAAAAAAAUUUAUAGGUUUGUCAAGCUUUUUUAAAGUCAGAUUGAAUUUUAUUUUAUUUUAUUUUUUUAAAUCUUGAAAUCCAAUCUUAGUGUCAAAAAUCAUUUGAAUUUCCAAUAUUAUUUUAAUUGUAUAUGGGUCGGGCCAUAGCAUCAUUGAGGUAGAAGAGGCGUCUGUCGGCAAAUUAUGAUCUUCUGAUGAUUCACUAAUUUUCCAUUCCCUAUAUUUCUCCUGGGUGUUUAUCCCCAACACAAUUGAUAUAAUCUUAAACCCUAAUUUUCUCCCUCAUUUCUCGCAUAGAUCAACUCCUUUUGUCAAGUUGCCAUUGAAUCCAUUGAUCAAAGAAAGUUUAAUCAAAAGCAAUCUUUAGGCCUUACCGCCCUCGAAAACUCGAAAAGUUUGAUGGCGGAAUUGAUCGGUCCGAGGAUUUACUGUUGCAGCAAUUGUCGAAACAAUGUUGCACUUCAUGAUGAUAUUAUUUCCAAAGCUUUUCAGGGAAGAAACAGUAGGGCUUUUCUCUUUUCCCAUGCUAUGAACGUUGAUGUGGGGCCAAAAGAAGACAGACAUCUCAUGACAGGUCUCCACACAGUUGCGGAUGUCUCUUGUUCUGAUUGCCGUGAAGUUCUUGGUUGGAAGUAUGAACGAGCUUAUGAAGAAUCGCAGAAGUACAAGGAAGGCAAAUACAUACUUGAAAAGUCUAAAAUUAUCAAGGAUAAUUGGUAGUUGUGAAAUUACCUUUGCCUGCCAGCGUGUUGAUGUAAGUCUGUGGAAUCAAUGUCUACUAUCCUGAUGGUUAUGAAGUUAUCAGUUCAGAAAAAUAGUGGAGACAACCGCAUAAUUAUAACGUGUAAAAUUGUCAAGAUUUAUUGGCAAUUUGUUGUGAAGUUACAUUGCUCUCUUCUCUGCAUUUCAGUGUAAUUUUGUGUGGGGAGGGGACAAGUAAAUCGUUGUAGUUUGUAGAUUCUUCUCAAUUUUCAUGUUCAUCUUCACCAAUUGAUUUAAAAUAAUUCAAUGUUAAUCCUCAUUCCUCAA